CGCCUCCGCCCGCCGCCCGGGCCGCGUCGGGUAAACCUGUUUGGCGAGGCGGCCACACCGGGGCGGAUCGUGCGGCCGGCGGCUCCCUCGCGGCUCGCGGCCGCCCCUCGGCCCCGGAGCCCCUCGGCGGCGCCACCAUGUACUCGGGAGCCGGCCCCGUGCUUGCGCCUCCUGCGCCGCCGCCCCCCAUCCAAGGAUAUGCCUUCAAGCCUCCACCCAGACCUGACUUUGGGACCUCCGGGAGAACAAUCAAAUUGCAGGCCAAUUUCUUCGAAAUGGACAUCCCCAAAAUUGACAUCUAUCAUUAUGAAUUGGAUAUCAAGCCCGAGAAAUGUCCAAGGAGAGUCAACAGGGAAAUAGUGGAACACAUGGUCCAGCACUUUAAAACACAGAUCUUUGGGGAUCGGAAACCAGUGUUUGAUGGAAGGAAGAAUCUUUACACAGCCAUGCCCCUUCCAAUUGGGAGGGAGAAGGUGGAGCUGGAGGUCACGCUGCCAGGAGAAGGCAAAGAUCGCAUCUUCAAGGUGUCCAUCAAGUGGGUGUCCUGCGUGAGCUUACAGGCGUUACACGAUGCACUUUCUGGGCGGCUGCCCAGCGUCCCCUUCGAGACGAUACAGGCCCUGGAUGUGGUUAUGAGGCAUUUGCCAUCCAUGAGGUACACGCCUGUGGGCCGCUCCUUCUUCACCGCGUCUGAGGGCUGCUCCAACCCCCUUGGUGGGGGCCGAGAAGUGUGGUUCGGCUUCCAUCAGUCUGUCCGACCUUCUCUUUGGAAAAUGAUGCUGAACAUUGAUGUGUCAGCAACAGCGUUUUAUAAGGCACAGCCAGUUAUCGAGUUUGUUUGUGAAGUUUUGGAUUUUAAAAGUAUUGAAGAACAACAAAAACCUCUGACAGAUUCCCAAAGGGUAAAGUUUACCAAAGAAAUUAAAGGUCUAAAGGUGGAGAUAACGCACUGUGGGCAGAUGAAGAGGAAGUACCGAGUCUGCAAUGUGACCCGGCGGCCUGCCAGCCACCAAACGUUCCCGCUGCAGCAGGAGAGCGGGCAGACGGUGGAGUGUACGGUGGCCCAGUACUUCAAGGACAGGCACAAGCUGGUUCUGCGCUACCCCCACCUUCCAUGUUUACAAGUCGGACAGGAGCAGAAACACACCUACCUUCCCUUGGAGGUCUGUAACAUAGUGGCAGGACAGAGGUGUAUUAAAAAACUGACAGACAAUCAGACUUCAACCAUGAUCAGAGCGACUGCUAGGUCGGCACCCGAUCGGCAAGAAGAGAUUAGCAAAUUGAUGCGAAGUGCGAGUUUUAACACAGACCCGUAUGUUCGUGAGUUUGGGAUCAUGGUUAAAGAUGAAAUGACGGAUGUGACUGGACGGGUGCUGCAGCCGCCCUCCAUCCUCUAUGGGGGCAGGAAUAAAGCCAUUGCCACCCCUGUCCAGGGCGUCUGGGACAUGAGGAACAAGCAGUUCCACACGGGCAUCGAGAUCAAGGUGUGGGCCAUCGCAUGCUUUGCCCCACAGCGCCAGUGCACAGAAGUCCAUCUGAAGUCCUUCACAGAGCAGCUCAGAAAGAUCUCAAGAGACGCUGGCAUGCCCAUCCAGGGCCAGCCGUGCUUCUGCAAGUAUGCGCAGGGAGCGGAUAGCGUGGAGCCCAUGUUCAGGCACCUGAAGAACACGUACGCGGGUCUGCAGCUGGUGGUGGUCAUCCUGCCCGGCAAAACCCCUGUGUAUGCUGAAGUGAAACGCGUGGGAGACACUGUGCUGGGCAUGGCCACGCAGUGUGUGCAGAUGAAGAACGUGCAGCGGACCACUCCGCAGACCCUGUCCAACCUCUGCCUGAAGAUCAAUGUCAAGCUGGGAGGCGUGAACAACAUUCUGCUGCCCCAGGGCAGGCCUCCAGUGUUCCAGCAGCCCGUCAUCUUCCUGGGAGCAGACGUCACUCACCCACCCGCAGGGGAUGGGAAGAAGCCUUCCAUUGCUGCUGUGGUGGGUAGCAUGGACGCCCACCCCAACCGCUACUGUGCCACGGUGCGCGUGCAGCAACACCGGCAGGAGAUCAUCCAGGACUUGGCCGCCAUGGUCCGUGAGCUCCUCAUUCAGUUCUACAAGUCCACGCGCUUCAAGCCCACCCGCAUCAUCUUCUACCGUGACGGAGUCUCCGAGGGACAGUUCCAGCAGGUUCUCCACCAUGAGCUGCUGGCCAUCCGCGAGGCCUGCAUCAAGCUGGAGAAGGACUACCAGCCGGGGAUCACCUUCAUCGUCGUGCAGAAGAGGCACCACACACGGCUCUUCUGCACCGACAAGAACGAGCGGGUUGGGAAGAGUGGAAACAUUCCAGCAGGCACGACUGUGGACACGAAGAUCACCCACCCGACAGAGUUCGAUUUUUACCUGUGCAGUCACGCAGGCAUCCAGGGGACAAGCAGGCCUUCGCACUAUCAUGUCCUUUGGGAUGACAAUCGUUUCUCUUCCGAUGAGCUGCAGAUUCUAACCUACCAGCUGUGUCACACCUACGUGCGCUGCACACGCUCCGUGUCCAUCCCCGCGCCAGCAUACUAUGCUCACCUGGUGGCCUUCCGGGCCAGGUACCACCUGGUGGAUAAGGAGCAUGACAGUGCUGAAGGAAGCCACACCUCUGGGCAGAGUAACGGGCGAGACCACCAAGCACUGGCCAAGGCGGUCCAGGUUCAUCAGGACACUCUGCGCACUAUGUACUUUGCUUGACAUGUUUUAGUGUUUAGCGAUUGUAUACCGAGUUGGAUUCACAUGAGACCAGCUACACUCAGACCAACCGAUGGCCAGCCCUUCCGUGACAGCCAGCAUCAAACAUGAGACAUCAUUGGUUUUCUUAGAUUCUCCAUUUUCCAGAAUGCCUUCCGUCCCAGAUUUCAAACUUGGAUUUUGAACUGCAGACCUGUAUGAGACCCCAAUGUCGUAGGAAAUAUGGUUUGCCAAAAUCUAUAAGCUGCUUAUUAAAAUAGAGUCCCAUGUUUCCUGAAAAUCUCCUAAAACCAGUCUAUGAACUCAGGGCUUUAAAACAUUUUUAAUUUAUUUGGUCAUUCAAUUUACUUAUUUUUAACACAUGAUUCUCUAUGAAAUUGAUGGGCUCAAACUAGCUAUGAACGUUCUCUGAGAGUAAAAGCAACAUGAAACACAAUUGUGGUUUUAAAGCCUUGAACAUUCUGAUGUUGUCACUAAAGUUGAUUUCCAAAUGAUGCUCGUGUGCUCCUGACAUGGCUCACACAAGCUCUUUGGGACAGAGGGCAGGUGGCCGUGCCGAGGUGUCCGCAGGUGUCUUGUUCUGCUGCUGCUGGCCUCACAUGCAGCCUGAGCUAGGGGGCAGUGGCAGAAGGUGGCCCUGUGUGUUUACAGCAUUUACAGGUCCAGAGAGAUUGGCAGACAAGUGCCAUUUUAAUAAAAAUUUAUUUAAAAAAGAAAAAAGACAAUAUACCGACAGUCUAAUCAUAAGAUUUGUCCUAUAGGACUGUGACAUUUAUUUUCCAAAGUUUCUAAAGAAUACGGGUCUGUGGUGAUAAAUACAGUACAAUCCUUUUUCACUGUUAAUGUCUUUAAUGUAAGAGAAAAAAAUAUAUAUAUCUGGUUUGCAGUAUUAAUGUGAUAGAUAGAAGCUGUUUUUCAUUUUCUUGACUACGGGGUGCUUCUUGUGAUCUGUUUGGCAUAUUAAGAGUGUUUGGCGCCUGCAGAGUGGACCACGCCUGCGGUUCUUAGUGCUCAAGUACCGGAAUAUGCAACUGACUUAAUGUGACAGCGACAGCCUCCCCCGUGUAGAUUGUAUAGCCUGUACCUUCCAGAGGGACGAGUGUGCUCACCACAUUUGCUCGCACCCUCCCACCUCCCCAUUCCCAUCCCCAUCCCAUGUCGCUCAGUUGGUGAAGCACAAAUGGAAUUUAUUCUUCCGUUGCCGGGAGCCAGGUUCACGCAUCACGGGGCGUCUGUCUCUGCAGCUCCUGUCGGGUGUGAGGCUGGCUGCCUGCAGAGCCCCCACAGGGCACGGCCAUACUGUGGCGUCUGCACUGGGGGCCCUCAGUGUGGGUUUGCCAAUAUGAGGGCCACCACAAGGAGUUCUAAAGGAUGACAACAGACAGCUCUAUGCCAAGUGGGCUUUUAGUCCUCGUACACAACUUUGGUAAGAAUCAGAUCCAUGUUUCAUGUAGAUUCAGGGAAGGGGCUGACCCUUCCCUGGGGCUGCUUCAUGCUCUUUAGGUGUUCUCCCUCCUGCCAUGUCCCCUCCCCAGCCCUAGUGACAUUUACCUCUGGCACUGCAGUGGGCUGAGGCCCAGUGGCGGGCCCCAUGCAGAGUGAACGCCCACCUCUGCCUUCUUGUUGACCUGUUUUGCAGGUGAUGGGAGGGAUGGUCAGUCCAGCUGCAAGAGCCCUGGGCACUCUGCCUGGAUUCAAGGCAGUGACAAAGGGAUGACAGUUAUUUGUGAAGAUUCACACUUGGAGCUCUGUGUGUGUGUGUGUGUGUGUACACGUGUGUGUGCAUUUGAGCGCAGGUGUCUUAUUAAUGGCAUUAGUCUCUUCUUGCUGUAUCUUUUUUUUAAUCUUUUGAAGUGACAGAAGCCUCUGCUCUAAGAAACAUUGCAAUUCCCUGUUGUUUUAUUAGCAAGUGGCACUUUCUUCUCUUUGCAGAAGGAUUCAAAUACACUCUUAAAUUACCAGAUGCAAUCAAGCUAAAAGAGGGAAUCUUUUGACUAACAAAGUUUUAAAAUCUAAAAUUAGGUUAGUUUUCAGCCAUUUUUAGAGUCAUCUGGAACCAUGUAUCUUAAAGGUGUGUUUCUGCCACAUGCAACAGGCUCUCAGUUGUCUGGGGAAUGGUGGUUCUUACAAUGCAGAUUGCUAGGCCUGCUGCAAACCUCUUGAAUUAGAUUCUCCAAGGCCUGGGCACAGCACCUGCAUUUUAAAGAUCACCGUAACCCUGGGCUCCCUGAUCUGGGACUUUCUCUCCCUGGUACUAAGGGGCCAGCGAGGGAGAACCCCUCAGCCAUGUAGGCAAUGUUUUCUAAGCUGAUACCCAGAAAAGAGUUCAUGCUGGCAGAAAAUUGGACCUAUAAAAAUGUUUUGUCCUUUUGAAGAAAAAUUUUCUUUUUGGUGGGCCAAAGUACUUUUAGAGGGGUACUUUUUUAUAGCCCUAUGCUUACUUUAUAAAACUUUUAAUACUAAAAAUGUUAUCAUAGACCAAAUGUGUCCAGUUGGGUCCACUACAUACCUUUGUACAUGUCUGAUGAUUCAGAAUUUAAAUGGCUAUAGUUACAGUUUCUCAGGUAAACAGUUGUUUUCCCAAAUUUCUACCAAUCCCUCCAUUAUUAGGAUGAAUUUUGAGACAGCUUAAAAUCUCAAAGUACAGUAUGCUAAGUCCCAACCCUGUUCACAAGGAAGCCAGUCCUGUCCAGCCAGAGCAGGGGUCCCAGGCAGCACCCUCUCUGUGCCUUCACUGCUUCCCCAGGGCACCGGGCCCAUUCAGACUGGGGGUGCCACUUGCUGGCUUUGUCCCCACCCCACUGUUAAGUAAGGUGUGCCUUGCUUUAAGUAAACUGAAUGUGAAAAUUAUGACGUAGAAAUCUGGGUUUAUUUGAAAGAAAAACUGGGAUAUAUCUCGUCUCUUUAAGAGAGGUCUCCCAAUUAGAUUCCUAUACUGGACUUUUCCUAAUAUAUUUUAAAAUAUUAGCUUUUAAAAAACCAUUGAGGUACUCCCAUCCCUUCACCACUAUCUAGUACAUUCUACACGUAUCUAAUAAGUGAUUCGAGGAACCCAGGGGAGUCAUGUGAAGUUGUCACUCUGUAUAAGAGCCCUUUGGUACUGCAAAGAUGCCACUCUGUCAUCAGUGUAUCAUAAGCUCACGUUUUCCUAGUUUAGAUAAAUUUUGUAAAACUGGGCAUAACUGUACUUUUAGAAAGGGAUUGUUUUAUUUUGGUUUUGUUUCAAGUACUUACUUCUGAUCCUACAUUUGAGGGCCUGCUUUUUCUUUUCAGGAGUGUGUGGCUUCUUGGCAGUGUUCUCACACUCCGUUGCGUCGGCUGGCCACGAGGGCGCUGCUGGAAGCGGGGGCUCCGUGCGGUUUGAGCCUGAACACCGCUCUGCUUGUGUUUCCCCGCGAUCAAGUGCUCAUUAGAAAGGACAGUUUAUGCUCAGCUCCUAUGUGGGGUUGAGAGGUGGUUUAUUGUUGUUGUUAUAUAUUAUUUUUAUUGUUGUUAAAUGCAAAUGUUGCUAUUUAUUUUUUUGGCCCCUGCUCUGGUUUGAUUUGGCCACUGUGGAUACUCUGGUGCAUGUGGUUACUAACGGAUAUGAUAGAAGUUAUUUUCCGCAACUUUUAUAAAUUCCCUAAUGUUCACCUUCAAGUUUGCCGGAUGAUUUAUUUUUGAAAGCCACAAAUGUAAUUUUUCUGGAUGAAUUGUUUUUCUUAUAUAUGCAGCAAUGUAAUUGUACAUUGAUCUGCAGGGUGAUUUAAAUUUUAUUUUUACAAGGCAGUUUUUCAGUCAAAUUAUAUAUUUGAUACAAUAUGUUAAGGAUGACCAGCCAGGUGUCAUGCGGUGGGGACACCACCAGAAUGUCUCGCGGGGCCUUUGGGGGCUGGGACGCUCUUCUUGGCUGCUUGCCAUGGUAGCACUUGACAUGUUUCAUGAGCCUGCAGGAACUGGAUGGAUGGAGUCCUCCAACCUGGCUUGACCUGUUGGACAGUUGAAAGGAAUUUUCAUGGGCAUUUCCUCCACUAAGGCAGUUCCAUUAGGAGGAGCUUUAGAAGUUGACAUAGUCCAGACAGUGGACAAUCCCAGUGGCCCAGACAAGCCAUAAGAAAUUUUCCUGUGACCUCUCUCUGACUCAUCUCUCACGCUCAUGAGGAAAGGAAUGUACAAUAAAUAGAAACAGAAACUUCCUCAGUGUUCAUACGCCUCACUUGCGAAUUGCAAGUGUAUUAUUUAUAUUUUAAGCCCUUCCCCAAAGCAACCAAGAAUAUUCUUUCUAGCUGCCGUGCCAGCAGUUCCGUCUGCUACGGCGUUUUCACGUAGACAUAGUGCACGUGUGGCUUUGUAAUGGAGGUGUCCAUGUUACACACACACAUGCUGACUCAUUUUUGUAAGGAAAAUUUUCAACUCAAAAUAAUUGCACUGAUUUUUCGACAACUUCUUUUUAUUAUGUCCAACUUUGCAUCUGCUGUAUUUGUUGAAAUGAUUGUAAAUAGAUUUAUGGUUAAAGUAAUAAUGGUGUGAACACAACGUGUUGUGUUUCUUGUGGCACUUCCCGUGUUGCAGUGUUGCCUGUUAGAGCCGUGCGGACUUCAUUCAUUCUGUUCGUGUCUUUAGCCUGAUGUCUGUUGACCGUUCAUGAAGGACAAAUUAGCCUCAUUUUCUUGUUUUUCUGAAAGGACUUUUUCAAUUUAUUAAAAGGGGAAUGUGCUCUCUUGAUAUCUGAAGAUUUUAUCUUAAAAGGAAUAAUUGUAAAUCUUUUGAACACUUUUUGGUCUGUUUAACUCCUUGUUUGCCAUGGCUCCCUGAAGUUUUUUCCAGUUUCAUCUGGCCUUUGACGGUUUGGAUAAGGGGCAGCCAUGAGCCCGUGUUACUAGAACACGACGGCCUCCUUUGCGUCUCUGCUCAGAAGUCACAGCCCUGAGAUAUCAAGACCAUCUGUGUGUCACUGUGUCAAGACCAUCCUAUCUGGCUGCAGCCAUGGAUGCCAGAGAGACCGGAGGCACAGUGCUGUUCCCGUGCUCUUGUGACAUUGUGGGUCUGUCUGUGGUCAGGCUCCCCAAGGUCACAGAAAGGAAGUGUUGAAUCCAGACCUGUCUGUGUGUCAGUGUCACGUCCGUUCUGUGGCAUGCGCUCUACUCAUGCUUCUUUGGAUGUGUUUUGCCAUUUUCUUGUCUAAAGCGAAUGUAUUGGCUUAGCCAAAUCACUACAGAAGGUGGUUUCUAAAUACCUUUUUGUUUAAAAAUGGAUGCAGAUAAAGGCUACCUCUGAAUUCUCAAUAGAUUCAUCAUGUUUGCUCUUAAGCAUAGCUGUCCACACUGAAAAUAGCCAAAAUUGUUGCCUGAAUAAACUGAAUUGUGAACAUCUCUUUGUUCAGUUCUGGCUUGAAAAUUUGUGUGCCAGCCUGUGAGCCUUGGGCAGUGCCUUCUUCCUCUGCUGUGUCGGGUGGACUCCUCAGCGCUGCCCGGCUCUGGGACCCUCGGAUUCUGAGAGGCCAGCACAAAUGGAAUGGGAGGGCUUUUCUGCAUGGGACAGCACACUGUCCUCCCAGGCUGGCAAGGAGCAUCUCUACGCAGGGCUACGUGUGGCAGAACCUUGAACAUGUCCUGCCUGGCUCUUCCCUUUACUGUUUAAUAGAAGAAAGCACUUUUGGGGUUUUUUGUUUUGGUUUUUUUUUUUGCUUUACUUAGGAAUGGGUUGGAAAUAGCUUCCUCCAGUCUCUUCUCCCUUUUUAUACACUCUGUAAAAUUACGAAGGUGCUUCAACACCAACUCUUGUACUAGUAAUAUGUUUUAAAUAGUUGGCGUGGUUUCAGAAGACAUGCAGAUUUGUUAGACCUUUGACUUUAGGGCCUUGAAUUGCUAUCACUCCCCACAAAAUGAACUGAGGGUCAAAAGCGAAGUGUUCUGUCCAAAUCCAGGGCCCUUUGUUUGAAAGGAGAGAGAGGUCCAAGGCCACUAGGGGCACCACGGACGCCUGACGCUGACUCCUAGGAAGUCUGUCCUGGGCAAGCUGAUGACUCUGCCCACCCUCCCUAUAAUUAACCACUUUGCUGUCAGCAAUGUAACCCACCCACACACUGUGCUGUACUGUGGAUCCUGGCCACCUCCAUUUUCUGUAGGCCCCCUGUGUCCUCCAGCCUUCAGAAGGUCAGCAUCUCUCCAAAGCACCUCUGUUGGUUUACUCCUGAGUUACAGAUGUGUCUGGGGUUCUGGAGGCAGCUGUGUUCUCGGGCUGGCUGAUCAUCAGACAUUGACUUUGGCCCAGAGGGGUUCAACACAUCGUUACCUGGAAGGAGUUGCCUUUAACUGCUGUUUGGGGUUUUGAUGCUUUUUAUGCUACAUGGCAUGCUUUAAUUCUGAAAGAGCUAAGUGCCCUUUGCAGUCUUUCUAAGAAUGUCUUAUAACUCUGCACAUAGAGACCACCCAGGAAGCACAGGCAUUCAGGGUGGGUGCGCCUCUCCCACCCCCGCCUGUCUGCUUGGGCCCACGGGGUUGCCCUCCGGUUUCCAGAACCCACCCAGGGUGCUGGAGAGGGCGCUGCUCUCCUCCCUGUAGUGAUGUGAGCUGUUGCACUCAGAUCUGCCUGUGAGCUUUUUGCGCACAUCUGCAGAAGACCCAAGUGGGCCCUUCUCAUCAUGUCUACAUUUAUGAAAGAUUAUCAAAAUGGGAGAACUGAAGAUUACUGGUGCUUUGGUGACACUUUCCUGUCUUAUUGGCUGGUGUGGCAAAUUUCGAUGUGUUAAGUCCUUAAGAUGCCCCUGGUGUCAUGACUGAAGGGUUAAGGCCAGUCCCCUUUGGGGGGCAGUGAAAGGAGGUUGAGUUAUCUCCUACUUAAAACCUCCUUGGAUUAAGUAGUUCAGAGUUAAAGCUAAAACACCAAAUAUUAACACUUUUCCCCAAGUGUCUCCAGGAACUAGACUUUGAGGUCGUCCUCAUUCAGUUCUUCCCGCAGCUUCAAGGUCUGUAAAAUUUGUGAAUUUGUCCCUAGCAUACCCUUUGCCACUGGCCGGGAGGCGCAAUGCAGAUGGCUUACCAGGUCCAGGUGCUCGUGUGCGGGACCUGGGGCUCCUUCAAACUCUGGAGAUGGUGUGCACAAUCUCGAGGGACAGGAAAGGGCAGGCCCUCUGUCCCAAGAAGCAGGUGGUGCCUGGGCCUUCCUAGGGUCCUGAAGGUGCCAGCCUGGUCGUGUUCUGGAAGACCCAGUCUCAGACUCUGUGCCUUUAAAGUCCGGUCCUCACUGUCCUUUCAGAAUCAUGUCAGGCUACAUCUCUGCUGGGAGGUUAGCCUGCGCCAUUCCCAGGUCAUUCAUUGCCUCUUGCCUUGGAAUGUCCUCCCCUCUGCUCCUCAGCGAACUGGCGCUGGCCAUGCACUGUCUAACCCACAGGUGAUGUGCUCGGUCUUGUUGCAAAAAAAAAAAUACGCUUAGUUCAGUCACAUCCUGACCAGUCCACCUCUGCUGGGAUGUCAGGAGGUUGGUGCACAACCCAACUCUUAGGCAGUGGCCAUGACCAUCAGCAAAACCUGUUGGUUUUGUUCUCAUAGUCACUCAUCAAGAAUAUUUAUUGUAAUGGAAGUAGAUGUUUUAAAAGGAAUUGGAAUCAUGUGUUUGUAAAAUGCUUGUGAAGUCCUCAGACGUAAGGUGCUACUGAGUCCGCCCGUCCUUAUUUUAGAACGCUUUUCAUUAUUGCUGUUUUGUGACUUGGGGAAGCUGCUUGCUUAGGUGUGGCGUGCACGUCCGAUUCCAGUUGUGAUAUACCUAACAUGCAGUUUUUCUUCUUCAAGCCAGGUAUUGAGCAGUUUUUUGGCCAACACCCUUCUCUGUUAAGGGAUGGUUUUCUUGGUUUUAAGUGGAAAAUAACCCAGUGCACUCAUUUUUAAAUCUGUAGGAGACCCUUUUUACUUCUCUCAGCCCAUCCCUCCCCCCAGACCCUCCGCUGCCUUUAGCAGAGGUGCUGGCUUCAGAGGGGUGACAUGUUUGUUAACAAUUUAGUUCCUCUUCAAAGCCAGACACAUGUGACUCACAUCCGAAAGUAUAUAGUUUAGCAUUAACUGAAACCUCAGUCCUGAGUUUGAUGGUGGAUUUUAAUGUAGUUGUUACAGGUAUGAAUUCAUGUUUUAUAACUGUAGAGGCAAGCAAGUUUUUUAUUUUUUAAAAAGUUGUAAGAGAAUAAUUGUAAGUUUCUGUGCAGCAAAGUGGCUAAUUACUCAUCAAAUAUAAGAAGAGAAUGUAGUAUCUAAAUGCAGAUUUUUCUUACCUCUGGUACACUGCAGAUUACUUACCUAAUAUUGUAUUGAGGGGUUUUAACCCUUAAGUUUUACCAAUUUUUCUAGUUUUAUUUUAUUUUUAUAAAAUAACUGAAAAAGAACCAAAAAUGAAUUUAGAAGUUCCUUUUUAAUUUACCCCACAGUAAGACAUUUUGAAUCAAAAUGUAUUAUGACCAUUUAAAGUUUACUAUUUUCUAAGAAGCUGAGCAGCUCGCAGGGCCUCGUUCAGGUGGUACCCGUGUGCGUCUGGGGGCUCCUUUGAACCUGUACAGUGCAGCUACGUGAUGGCGUCUUGUGUUUGCGACAUGGGAACCAGGCAGUGCUGUUUUGUAAAUUGACAGUUCCUGUAUAAACUAUUAUUUAUAUACCUUGGCUUCUCUGUGUAAGUUUUCAUUUGCUACAUGUAUUGUAAAAUUAAUUAUGAAAUUAUAGUACCUGCUAAAUACAAUUCUGGGGCUUCAUGUCAUUGUCUUUAGUUUAAUACCAUGCUGUGUGUGUUGAGGAUGUCCAUUGCUUGCAUGAUACUAGGUGGUGAUGCCACUUUAAAUUAAGCCUUAAUCAGAUGUUAAAUUUAGUUUCAGAGUAUGCAAAAAUACUAGGCAGAGUGAGUUUAAACUGUUCAGAUCAAGAUGCUAUAUCAUGAUUCAGCAAGUCUUUUCUCUGGAGUUAAAAAGGGAAGCAUUCAGCGAUACACCUCCCUGUCCGGUCCUCCUCCCCCUCCCCCUGGUCUGUCUUGGCUGUUGCCAUUGCCUGGUGAAAAUGGACCAUUGUGCUUUUCUGUGGCAGUCAGUCAAAAAGACCUGUUCUGAAAGUCUUGAGACAUUUUCAGGGUUAUUUUUAAUGUUUGGGUUUUCCCCCUUCCAGUCUGAGAUUUAUCAUGGCUGAUGGAGUGUCAAUUUUGGUGUGGGUCUCAGUUGAGAUUCACUACGGCUGGUGGAGUGUGCGAUUUUGGUGCGGGUCUCCCUUGCAGACCUGCUCGUGAUCUAAGCUUUCUUCAGGUAGUGCCACCCGUCACUGUUUCUGCAUAUGAUUAAAAUGCAUUUUUGUUUUUGUAAAAGCAUCUGAAAUUUAGAGAUAAAAUGGAGGGGACCCAGCUUUCUUUACAAUGUGGAUCUACCUCAGUUAAACAGUUGGGUGCUAUUUACUAAGGCUGUCAAAUUAAAUUGGAAAAAGUAACCAAACAGUGAGAUACAACUCCACAUGAAACUUGAAAUCGUCAUUUCCGUUUAUUUAAUAAUAUUUUUAUUUAUUUUUGUGCCUUUUAGUUGAACCCUAAUGCAUUAAAAAAUCAGUACAAAAUUAAAUGUUUUGUAUCACAGGUGGAGAGAAAAGCUCAAUUGGUCAUGGAAUUUUAUAGAUUUCCCCCCCAGCCAACUCAUAAUAAUGUAUUGGAAUCCCAACCGCCCUGUCGUGAAAAGAAAAAACAUGUAUGUCCAAGAGCAAAUUAACAUUUUAUAAACAAUAAAUUCCAAACUCUUCUAUGCAUAUAUUUAUAACUGUCACUUCAUUUCUGUGCCAGUGAAGGGGCGGCCAAAAAAAAAGAAAAAAAUCACAAGUCCUCUUACUGCUUUUCUGCCAUUCAUGCCCCCUCUUCCUCUGGCACAUUUUCUAGGAAUUUAUUUCAUAAGCAGCGAGUGGACUGUUGUCGAUCCCUCUCUCCUGACCCACCUGCUGGGUGCUAGUGACCACAGACAGAAAGGGAAAGGCUGUGGCUGCUGCUGAACACAGAGCCAUCUCCAUGGGUUGGGAGAACUCGGACAGGGGAGCAAGGGAGACGGGAGGCAGACGACUUCGCAAGCUUUUCUAUUUGGCAGUUUACAAUUCUAGACUUUUCCUACUAUGGCAAGCUUUUUCUUACUUAAGUCUUUGGAGGUAACACAGUAUUUUGGAGUCUUAAGAAUUUGAUUUUAUACCAAUAAGAAAUAAAGAUUAGAGAUCUUUCCUGUAGUAUAUAGUUUUACUAUUUUAAAGGGAUCUCUGAAUUUUACAAGAGAACCAACAUUCCUUAGUGGCAGAACUUUGAAAGUUGAUUUGGGAAGCUUUUAGCUGAAGGAUCUCAAAAAAAAAAAAAAAAAGGUGAUUCUAGUUAAAUGUUUUUAAUUUUUUAACUUCCAUCAGGUUAAUACUUGAGCUAUAUUUUAUAAAGCGUAGAUCAUCCUUUAGUAUGCUGCAUAUAAAGAUCAGCAUUGUUGCACUUUCUCAGUAAUAAUAAAUGCCCUGCAAUUGGCUCACCGGUAAGCAUUUUGUUUUUAACCUAACAAGAGUACUUUGGGGCAAGAGAUUACAUUUAUAUAGGUACCUCAAAAAAAAAAAAAAAAAAAACACGAACCUGAAUAUGCUGCAUUUUAUUUCUUUAGCUUUUACAUGUAGCGUUUUGUUUUGUUUUUGUUAUUUUGUUUAGAUAUAUGCUUUUUGGACCCCAAAAGACUGUUGAAAGAAAAUUUAAAGUUACUUUUGUAGAGAUAUAGUACCCUUUAAAAAAAAAAAAAAAAACUUUACUGCAAUAUCUGGUUCAAAGGUUGCCCUACAUUAAAAUAAUACUUUACCUAAAUACACCUGAGGAAAAGGAUAGUAUGUUUAUAAGCAGACAAUAAUGUUCUGAAUCUGUUCUGUUCAUGCUGCUUUCUUAAUAUGUUAUCUCCAUGUCAUCAAGAGGUUGGAUAACUUAUUUCUGUGCUCAAAGGUAAAAAUCAUGGCAUCUUUAAUUUUUUUUUUAACCCAGACCUCAAAAUAUUGCCAUUGAGUAAAUAGCAUGAUGCUAAAUGCAUUGCUGAAAUUAGGCAGCCCCAUUAACUGGUCUUUCCAGAGGGCUGGUCUUCACACACCUUUAUUCCUCAGUAUUCACCCUAAACUGAACAGAUGGGGAGUGGUCUUGAUUGACAAGAUAAAACUGGUGAAGAAAGCUAAAUGCUGAGAGACUGAGCAUCUAUUGUCAUGUUUAAGCUUAGCUGGGUCCUUUCAAGUUUGUUUUUACAGCUUACUAGGUUAAGUAGUUUGCACUAUUUUUGCAAUAAAUUCAUGGAAAACCUAACAGUUACUUGUUUUUGUUUCUUACUGUGUGUAUAUAAACUAAUACUAAGAGUUUGGCAUAGUGUUUUUUCACCUCCUUACAUAACCCCUAACAUGCACAGAAUGCUGUAAAUCUGAUAAAAUAUGAUGUGAAUGAUAUUUUAUAAAGUUAUUUUGUAUGGUGUCAAUUUUGUUUUGCCUCAUAGUAUGUCAGCAAAAAAUAAAAUAAAAUUCCUCCUAUUUA
Messenger RNA from Nycticebus coucang (slow loris), 14219 nucleotides. RefSeq names its product argonaute RISC catalytic component 2 (gene AGO2). The transcript is spliced from 19 exons. Gene Ontology annotation, biological process: regulation of DNA-templated transcription; regulatory ncRNA-mediated gene silencing. Gene Ontology annotation, molecular function: protein binding; endoribonuclease activity, cleaving siRNA-paired mRNA; RNA binding. Bases 138 to 2717 code for a protein of 859 amino acids. NCBI's taxonomy places the organism in Eukaryota, Metazoa, Chordata, Mammalia, Primates, Lorisidae. The record is from RefSeq and is a predicted model, not a curated record. Gene Ontology annotation, cellular component: RISC complex.